This is a messenger RNA of Rhopalosiphum padi (bird cherry-oat aphid), 2010 nucleotides long. RefSeq names its product ras-related protein Rab-7a-like. Gene Ontology annotation, molecular function: GTPase activity; GTP binding. Gene Ontology annotation, cellular component: lysosome; phagocytic vesicle; late endosome. Gene Ontology annotation, biological process: phagosome-lysosome fusion; endosome to lysosome transport. The coding region runs from base 534 to 1163 and encodes 209 amino acids. NCBI's taxonomy places the organism in Eukaryota, Metazoa, Arthropoda, Insecta, Hemiptera, Aphididae. The transcript has 4 exons. The record is from RefSeq and is a predicted model, not a curated record.
UACAACACUCCACUACUCGUUACUACCGUCUUAACCACCACCCGUCGGGCCGAUAACUAUUAACUACCUACGUUUAUUUUACGUUGCGUAAAUACGGUUUUGUAUAGUUUAAAGUUGUGUACGCAAUUCGUGGGUAUUAUACCUACCUAUGCCGAGUGGUCACUGGUCAGUACUCAGUGUCCAGUGACGACUGACGUCCGACGUUGACGAAAAUAAAACUCCACGCUUAAUAAAUAUACUCCAUUAUCACAAAAGAUUUUGUGUGUAUAUAAUUUAAUACACACACACACACACACACAUUGGAAUAAAACUAAACCAGAACUGUUAUUGUCACAAUAUUAUUGCAUCAUAAUCGUGAUCGUUAUUAUUGUUCGUGUUUACUGCGACGCGGUCGAUUGUUUUCGUAUUUAUCUUUUGCGUUUCACCUGCCUAAAGAAAAGAACAAUAAAUCGUAUUUCAUUUUGGACGCAAGUCGUAUCGACGCGUACAGUCAAGUUCUAUCGUAGUCGUCAAUUGUCGCUGACCACGCGAUCAUGGCGACCAGGAAGAAGGUUCUGUUGAAAGUGAUCAUACUAGGUGAUUCGAGCGUGGGUAAGACGUCGCUGAUGAACCAGUACGUCAACAAGAAGUUCACCAACCAGUACAAGGCGACCAUCGGCGCCGACUUCCUGACCAAAGAGGUGAUGGUCGACGACCGGAUCGUUACGAUGCAGAUAUGGGAUACAGCUGGUCAAGAACGUUUCCAGUCAUUAGGAGUGGCAUUUUAUCGUGGUGCUGAUUGUUGUGUAUUGGUAUUUGAUGUUACAUCACCAGGAUCUUUCAAAUCUUUAGAUGGAUGGCGAGAUGAGUUUCUAAUACAAGCAUCACCAUCUGAUCCAGAUCAUUUUCCUUUUGUGGUCCUAGGCAACAAAGUUGAUUUAGAUAAUCGAGCCGUGUCCACUAAAAGGGCUCAACAAUGGUGUCAGAGCAAGAAUGGUUUACCAUAUUUCGAAACAUCUGCUAAAGAAGCAGUCAAUGUUGAACAAGCUUUCAAAACGAUAGCACGAAAUGCAUUAGCUCAAGAAUCAGAUGUAGAGUUGUAUAAUGAAUUUCCAGAUCAAAUAAAAUUGGACGGUGGUUCUUCAGACAACAGAUCUUCGGGUAGUGAUAAUUGUGCUUGUUAAUAAUAGUAAAUUAUUAAAUUUCCUGGAAUAUUGCUGUCUAUUAUCAACAUACUCCUUGGCUGAGUUUCUAACAAGAGUCUCAAUGUUAUUGUCUUGAUGAGUAUAAUUAUAUUUAUAUAUAUAUAUAAAUUAAUGAAAAAGAUCAUUAUAUAAAACGUGGAGAUAGUCUAUUAUUUAAUAUUUGAAUUUAAGUUAUAAAUAUAUAUUUUAUUAUUUUUGUUUCUACUUAUAUGUAUGGUCAUAUUAUACCCUAAUAUUUUUAUAAUUAUUAUUAUUAUUUUUCAUUUAUUUGUCGACAGAAUGUUGAGUAUUUUGUUGUACUUAUAAAAUAUUUAGCUUGUUUAAAAAUACUUUAGAAAACAUACAUAAUUAUGUUAAUAUGUAUGUUUAUUUUCUGUAUAAAUAUUGAUACAUAUUCAUAUUCCUUCAUUUAGUAUACAUUUUUACUUAUGAAAUAAACAUUUUAAAAAUUGUGAAAACAUUUUUUUUUUCUUUGUACCUGUGUAUAGAAUUUAAAUCUGAACAAAAUCGAUUUGCUCAGUAAUAGCUAAAUUGUAUUCAUACUAAAAACAAAUUGUUUAAUAUUAUCUCUAAUUUUAUUCCUGAUUUAUCUUCAUACUUUUCUCCAUUAGUCUUGUAAUAUUAUACCAAUGUUUGCAAUAAUUGUUUAAAUUGUUUUUAUUUGUAUAUAAAGUAUGUUCUACUUUGUUAUUUUUAUCUGUAAAUGGAAUAUUAACAAUCAGUAAUCAAACUUAUUCUGAACAGUAAUUGUAAAAUGAAGUGAUAAAUUAAAUAUUGUAAAUAUUGAGAGUUUAAUACUCAAAUAUAUGACAUUUUAAAAUAUCUA